AUGGGUGAACGUAGAAGACCUCACGCUGUUCUGUUUCCUUUCCCCGCGCAAGGGCAUAUAAACCCCAUGAUGCAGCUGGCCAAUAUGCUUGUUGAACAAGGAUUCAUUACUAGUUUCGUCAACACCGAUUACAACUAUUCUCGUAUUGCACAGGCCAACAAACAUAUCGGCUGCAAUGAUUUUGUUUGUGGGGAAGUUUCUAUUCGUUGGGUAGUCGUCCCAGACGGCCUUCCUCCUAGCGAUAAACGCACAGACGUUUCCACGUUGUGUCAUUUAGCAGAAACCGUCAUCGUCUCCUUCAUCGACAAACUGAUUGGGGAGAUGGAAGAGCAGGACCCUGAGCAAGCUAUCUGUUUGGUAAUGGACGGCAUGUUGUCCACCGCGUUAGAUGCAGCCAAAUGCCACCGAGUUCCAAUGGCUUCUCUCUGGACAUCACUCAUUGCCACCUAUGCCCUGCUCUAUGAUUUGCCUAAUCUAGUCUCCUCCUCUCUUCUCCCUUCAAAUGGAGUCCUCAAGGACUUUACGAUGGUGAAAUAUCUUCCCUCCAUGCCGCCUUUCUACUCUGCACACCUUCCUUGGGUUGUUGGAUUUGAUGAAACCCAGCAAGAGUUUCUCUUCCGCUUCAAUGAACGUUACAUGGAAAGAAACAGAGAGCUCAAAUGGGUGUUAUUUAAUUCUUUUUAUCAUUUGGAAGCCCCUAUAAUCGAUGACCUAAUCGCCCAAGGAGCUUCGAGUGUGGUGUACGUGUCCUUCGGAAGCCUGGUAAUAGUGAAGCAGAGACAGUUAGAAGAAUUUGCGCUUGGCUUGGAGGCCACCCAGAAACCGUUUCUGUGGGUUCUGCGUAGCGAUCUCAUGGACGGGUCAAGCGCUUUACUUCCUCCAGGAUUCAUGGAAGCCACCAAAGAUCGGGCAUAUUUUGUUUCAUGGUGUCCACAAAUGAAGGUUCUUUCUCAUCCUUUUGUUGCGUGUUUCAUCACUCACUGUGGAUGGAAUUUCGUAAUGGAAAGCAUCGCCUUUGGAGUGCCCAUGCUCUGCUGGCCUUACUUUACAUAUCAAUUUUUCAAUUGUGUUUAUGUGGUAGAUGUGUGGAGGAUUGGGCUGGCCUUGAAUAAAAACAGCGAUGGAAUAACUGAAAAGAAAGAAAUCGAGAUCGAGGUGAAGAGGGUGUUUGAAAAUGAUGAGAUGAAGGCAAGAGUUUUGAAAUUGAGCGAGGAAGCGAAAGACGCAGUCAUCAACACUAAAGGUUCGAAAGUUUCCAAGGAUAAGCCCUCUAUUGGAGAUAAGCCAAGCAAGAAGCCCAAGACAUAUUCUACCAAAUCUAGUAUGUAUGUCAAAGAGGUGGAGAAAGAAGUUACUAUUCAAGCUAUGAAUGAAAGUGAAAAAAAUCUUAAGGAAGCCAAAAGUGAGUUUAGGAGAAAAACUAGAAUCAAUAAGAUAAUUAUUGGAAAAUCAGAGGAAGUCAUGAAAGAAACUGAGACAAUCUUGAGGAAAGUAUUGCUCCAAAACCAAUAUGAGGUUAUUCCAAAAAGAGAUCAAGGUGAUGUUGCUAAAUCAUUUUCUCUAGAAGCUCCAGUGAUGCAAUCCUAUGAUGCAUAG
This is a messenger RNA of Cryptomeria japonica (Japanese cedar), 1596 nucleotides long. Its product is annotated as UDP-glycosyltransferase 85A5-like. Bases 1 to 1596 code for a protein of 531 amino acids. Gene Ontology annotation, molecular function: UDP-glycosyltransferase activity. The transcript is spliced from 5 exons. The record is from RefSeq and is a predicted model, not a curated record. NCBI's taxonomy places the organism in Eukaryota, Viridiplantae, Streptophyta, Pinopsida, Cupressales, Cupressaceae.